Messenger RNA from Homarus americanus (American lobster), 518 nucleotides. Its product is annotated as leucine-rich repeat extensin-like protein 5. Lineage: Eukaryota; Metazoa; Arthropoda; Malacostraca; Decapoda; Nephropidae. The annotation marks the transcript as partial. The transcript has a single exon. The record is from RefSeq and is a predicted model, not a curated record.
GGCCCCAGUGUGCCCUCAUUCCAGUCUCCUCCAGGGCCAAUGAAGCCUCCUCCAGUACUACCUCCUCCAGGGCCCCAUGUACCCUCUCCCGGUACCAGUCUCCUCCAGGGCCCCAGUGCCUCUCCCGGUACUAUCUCCGAACUGGUGCCUCUCAGUACUACCCCUCCUCCAGGGCCCCAGUGCCCUCUCCGGUACAGCCUUCUCCAGGGAGACUGAUGUGCCCUCUCAUACCAGUCUCCUCCAGGCCCCCAGUGCCUCGUACUACCUCCUCCAGGGCCCCAGUGUGCCCUCCUCCCGGUGACAGCCUUCUCACUCAGUGCCUCUCAGAGUCCUCAGGCCCCAGUGAACCCCUCCUACUACCUCCUCCAAGGGCCCCAGUGAACCCUCUCCCGGUACUACCUUCUAGUGAGCCUCUCACUGCCUCUCCCAGGUGCCUCCAAGUGUACCCUCCGAGACUGGUGUGCCUCAGUGACUCCUCAUCCAGUGAGACCUCCUCCGUGCAGUCUCCUCGAGCCUGA